Rhipicephalus sanguineus (brown dog tick) is the source of this 1227-nucleotide messenger RNA. RefSeq names its product putative inactive carboxylesterase 4. Gene Ontology annotation, biological process: choline metabolic process; acetylcholine catabolic process. The transcript has 5 exons. Gene Ontology annotation, molecular function: acetylcholinesterase activity. Gene Ontology annotation, cellular component: plasma membrane. The record is from RefSeq and is a predicted model, not a curated record. NCBI's taxonomy places the organism in Eukaryota, Metazoa, Arthropoda, Arachnida, Ixodida, Ixodidae. Bases 1 to 1227 code for a protein of 408 amino acids.
AUGCCUGCAGUUGAAGGUGCCGAAGAGUUUACAAUUGUAAGAGCACCCGUCGGCAAAGUGCGGGGUGCGAUACGCAGCGCACCGGAUGGCAAAAAUGUUUACGCCUUCACUGGUAUAAGGUACGCUCAGCCGCCUACUGGUCAACUUCGAUACCGGAAACCCCAACCUGAAGAACCAUGGGAGAACAGCAUUCGCGACGCAACGCAAAGACCUCCGUCAUGCAGUCAAACGAGCGUGUACCAAAGAAGACAUCUAAUCUGGGUUCCAUACCGUAAGUUGGCUUUUGCGACCAUGCACACUGUGUACAUGAGUGCCUCUGAAGAAAAGAACUUCGUCAAUCCGGUGGUGGUGGUGGUGGGUUUGACAAUUUUGAGCGAAGAUUGCCUCUAUUUAAAUGUUUGGACACCGACAUUGAACAACACGGCAAUGCUUCUGGUCAUGGCUUGGAUACACGGAGGCCAGUUUCUGGAUGGCUCGGCAGCGAUGCACUUAGAUGAUGGAGGAAACUUGGCUGCCCUUGGCAACGUGGUUGUCGUGACUAUCGGUUACAGGCUGCAGUCGUUCGGCUUCCUUUACGACGGAACCGAAGAAGCACCCGGAAACCAAGGCCUCUACGACCAACUGCUUGCUCUUGAGUGGAUUCAAAGCAAUAUCGGUGCAUUUGGUGGAGAUCCAGGAGAAGUAACACUUUUUGGAUGGAGUGCUGGGGGCGUGGUCAUUGGUUUCUUCCUGUCAAUGUCCGACGCUAGUUUACCGUUCAAGCAAGCCAUAGUGCAGAGUGGUCCAGCGUCAAUCAAAUUCCUGGCCAAAAACAACACAAUUGCUCUGAACGAUUCCCGCAAGUUUGCUUCCAUUUUUGGAUGCGCUAACAAGAGUUCUCAGAACGACACACCAUUUAACUUUGUCGCCUGCAUGCGGAAUGUCAAUGCCUCACUGAUAUUAGCUGUGGAGCAGAACUUUAAGGACAGUGGCAUUAUAUUUAUGCCAAUCUUUGGUGACGGACUUCUAAAAACCGAUCCAGAGGUGGCCACAUUCACAGGCCACCGGGACGUCCUUAUUGGACAUGUAGUGAACGAAGGAACUGUGAACCUCUACGCAAACUUUCCAGAUGUUUUCUCGAAGAUCCUCCAACCCCGACAAGUGGACAAAAGUGAAAUGGUUUACUAUCUAGGUGCAUUGCAUAAGGGCCUGUCGCUGCCUGAGAUACUAGGCCUUCGAGAUCUGUAG